AUGGCUCCUCUGAAAGUUUACGUGGCAAGUGCAACUGCUAACCCAGAGACAAAAUACCGGGUCCAACGAACAUUGAUGAUUCUUGAUGGACUAGGUAUUCCAUUUGAUUCAAUUGAUAUCACUAAACCAGAACAUGCGGAACAAAGAAAAUUUAUGAGAGAGAAUGCAUCGAAGAAAGGACCAAAUGGAGCUGUUUUGCCACCUCAGUUUUUCUAUGAAGACGAGUAUCUUGGGGAUUACGAAGACUUUGAUACGUCAGUGGAAGCAGAUACGAUCACUGAGUUCUUGAGGUUACUGCCUGAUGCUAUUGAGUCAAAUGUACCAACUAAUGGUGCUGAAAAGCCGGAAGAAAACACAGAUGGAGGGACAGCAGCUGCAAAAUCCGAUGAGAAAAAGACGGAAGAUGAAGAAGAUGAAGAAGAUGAAGAGUGGGAUGAAGAUGAAGCUGAAGGAGAGGAUGAAGAAGAGAAUGAAGACGGUGAGAAGAAGAAAAAGGAUUCAGAAGAAGUGAAAAAAGAAGAAGACGUUGAAGCUGAAACAACUGAAACGAUAACACUUGCAACCCCAAAAUCAGCGACUUCAGAGGAUGUGAAGAAGGAUUCAGAAGAGGUUGACGAUGAGGAAUUAGAAGGAGAAGAUGAAGAAUGGGAUGAAGAAGAAGAGGAAGAAGAAGAAGCUUAG
This is a messenger RNA of Caenorhabditis remanei, 681 nucleotides long. RefSeq lists its product as uncharacterized. The transcript is spliced from 4 exons. The coding region runs from base 1 to 681 and encodes 226 amino acids. NCBI's taxonomy places the organism in Eukaryota, Metazoa, Nematoda, Chromadorea, Rhabditida, Rhabditidae. Gene Ontology annotation, cellular component: cytoplasm. The record is from RefSeq and is a predicted model, not a curated record.